AUGACCUCCGUAUCAUUUGGAGGCGAGAAUUCGGCAUUGCAGGUGGGGGUCAGCAACGGGUCGAUAUACUACAAUGUUCCAGCAAAGCAACCAGAAUCCCGCCCGAAGCCGCUGAUGACCGUGCCAUUCCCGCAUGAUCCCGAUUUUGUCGGCCGCGAUGAACUGGAUCAACUCCUCGAGAGAUCCUCGAUCCCGGGCUCUCGAACGGUUCUUGUUGGCCUUGGGGGAGUUGGAAAAUCUCGACUCGCCAUCGAAUAUUGCUACCAAGUCCGACAGCGAUCGCCCGAGACCUGGGUGUUUUGGGUUCAUGCCAGUACUGCGGCCCGCUAUGAAGAGAGUGUACGCAACCUCGCCGAUCGUGCAAAUAUUCCCGGGCGACAAGACCACAACGCGAAUAUCUUCCAGCUCUUCGCCAACUGGUUGCAAGAUGGGGAUAUCAAGAAAUGGGUCCUCGUUAUUGACAAUGUCGAUGAUGACGAACUUCUUCGCAAACCGCUAGGGACUUGGGGAGAAGCACGAGAGGCUCAACACCAUAUCCCGACGCGGCCACCACUGAAAUACCUUCUCGAAACCUCGACUGGCUCUAUCGUCAUUACGAGCCGUAAUAAAUCAGUGGCAUUGGAGAUCGCUGGCCACGAAAGAUAUGUUAUCCAUGUGCAACCAAUGGAUCUGGAAAGUUCUCUACUGUUAAUGCAAAAGAAGCUUGAUUCAGACACAGAGAGCGACGGGCUACGUCAGCUUGUCGAAGAACUCGAGUUCAUGCCUCUCGCAAUGGUGCAGGCGGCUAGCUACAUAAGUCACCAUUCACCCCGAUGCUCGGUAUUGCGAUAUCUGGACAUGCUUCGAUGUAGUGAGUCACAGGCUAUGAAACUUCUUAGACGCGAGAGCCAUGUCACACACCGAGACUGGGAGGCAAAAAACUCUAUAUUGUUGACUUGGCAAAUAUCGUUCGACUAUAUCCGGGAGAUAAGGCAGUCUGCGGCUGAUUUGUUAUCUCUCAUGAGCUUUUUCGACAGGCAGGGAAUCCCCGAGAGCAUUUUGAAGGCGCAAGAUAAAAAUAGCGAUCAUCGGGAGGGGAGAAAAAUUGUCUUUUCCACUCGGCGAAAUUUACGCCACUAUGUCCGACGGUUUGGGCAGACUGCGGCUGAUUUGCUGUCUUCCAAAGGCGCUUUCGGUGAAAAGAUGAACCCCAGGAGCCUUGUGCAAGACUUUGCUGACAUAUCCGCGGCUAAGGGCUUAGUUUCCUCAAUGGAAUCCGACAUGAACGACGAUUUCCAGACCGAUAUUACUAUCUUGAUGGACUAUUCCCUCAUUGCCAUUGGGGAGAAUGCGAUGGUAUUUACAAUGCAUCGAUUGGUGCAGCAGAUCGUACGCACAUGGCUGGAAGGAUACGGCGAGCAAGAGAAGUGGAAAGAAUGCUUUAUCAGCAACUUGAACAACGAAUUCCCGACUAGUGAAUAUGAGAAUUGGGAGAAAUGCCGCUCACUCUUUCCACACGUGAGGUCGGCCAAGUCCUAUCGACCGGAAUCACGAGAUUCACUCAAAGCCUGGGCUACCUUACUCUACAAAGGUUCAUGCUAUGCGAAUGUUUCUGGCAACCUUUCGGAAUUCACGGAUAUGGCAGCAAUGUCGAGAGACGAAAGAAUGAAAAUUGGUGGUACUGAUGAUCAAGAUACACUGGAUAGUACUCUGAGAUUAGGAGAAGCAUACCUAGCAAAAGGGUUAUUCGGGGGAGGCAGAGAGGCUUUUUCAAAAGGUUCUGCAGAUCCGUACAAGGAAGCUCGCGAUCAAGGGCGGCACCAUGAAGCAGAGAAGCUCAAAAUCCAGGUUCUGGAGGGUCGCCAGACAAGGCUCGGAAUGGACCAUCUCGAUACGAUAGAAAGCAUAAACAACUUGGCGGUUACAUAUACGCACCAAGGGCAGUACCUUGAAGCAGAGAAGCUCGGGGUACAGGCGAUCGAAGCUUACAAGAAAAAUCUUGGACUUGAUCAUCCCGACACGCUGAAAAGCAUGAGCGACUUGGCGGCCACGUAUUACGAACAAGGGCGGCACAUUGAAGCAGAGAACCUCCAAUUACAGGUUCUGGAGGGUCGCCAGACAAGGCUCGGAGUGGAUCAUCCCGAUACGUUAGGAAUCAUAGCUAACUUGGCGGUUACAUAUAUCUACCAAGGACGGUAUGAUGAAGCAGAGAGGCUCGGGGUACAGGCGAUCGAAGCUUACAAGAAAAGUCUUGGAAUGGAUCAUCCAAACACGCUGACAAGCAUGGGCAACUUGGCGGUUACAUAUGCCUACCAAGGGCGGUACCAUGAGGCAGAGAAGCUCGGGGUACAAGCGAUGGAAGCUUGCAAGUUAAGGCUAGGGAGGGACCAUCCCGACACGCUAUCAAUUAUGGUCAUCCUUGCUUACACCUGGUAUCACAUGGGCCGAAGUGCCGAAGCAAUCGAUUUGCUUAGAGAUUGUCUAAACAGACAGGAACGAGCGCAAGGUUCAACUCACCCCCAUACCUUAGCAACUUCCCGGGUUCUGCUAGAGUGGGAAGCCAGGUCCAGGCUCUCCGAUGCGGCUGUCUAA
This is a messenger RNA of Penicillium brevicompactum, 2571 nucleotides long. RefSeq lists its product as uncharacterized. Bases 1 to 2571 code for a protein of 856 amino acids. The record is from RefSeq and is a predicted model, not a curated record. NCBI's taxonomy places the organism in Eukaryota, Fungi, Ascomycota, Eurotiomycetes, Eurotiales, Aspergillaceae. Gene Ontology annotation, molecular function: protein binding. The transcript has 5 exons.